Messenger RNA from Mangifera indica (mango), 554 nucleotides. RefSeq names its product non-specific lipid-transfer protein-like. The transcript is spliced from 2 exons. Gene Ontology annotation, molecular function: lipid binding. The record is from RefSeq and is a predicted model, not a curated record. The coding region runs from base 48 to 407 and encodes 119 amino acids. Gene Ontology annotation, cellular component: membrane. Gene Ontology annotation, biological process: lipid transport. Lineage: Eukaryota; Viridiplantae; Streptophyta; Magnoliopsida; Sapindales; Anacardiaceae.
CUCACAAAUUAUCAACCAGCAAGUAAAAUAAUUAAGGCAGUGCAAUUAUGAAUCGCUUAAUUGGACUCCUAACCAUCCUCGCGUUUCUUACAAGGCCAGCCUUGACUGCGCCUUCAUGCUCUACUGUUAAGCAACAACUAGUUCCCUGCCUUGGUUUCAUUAAAGAUAUCACAGAUCGGCCCUCAGAUUCUUGUUGUUCCGGCACCAAGGAGAUUGGCGAUCAGACCAAAACUCAAGGUGAUCGUCAAGCUAUUUGCGAAUGCCUUAAGAACAUACUGGCGGUGGCUGGAACUUAUGAUAAAAACCGCAUCCCUCAAAUUCCCAAAACUUGUGGUGUACCCAUUUCUCUCCCUCCAAUUGAUUCUUCAACUGAUUGUUCCAGGGCUAUUACUGAAUAUGUCUUCUAAUCAUCUGGGAACGUUUCCCUGCUAGCAGAAAUUAUACGGCCACGCAAUAUAUAGAUGUAGCAAAUAAAUUGUCCUGGGCUGGGAUACACAAGCCAAUCCAUAAUGCAAAAUAAUCAAUAACAAAUUUAACGAACUAAUUGACAGUAA